AUGAAAAAGAAAAACAACUACGAGAAACAGGAAACAGACAUUGAUGCGUGAUCUUCAUCUUCUUCCUCUGAUCUGAUCAGAGAGGUGGAGAGAGUAACUAUGACAGAGACGGAAACAGAAGGAGCAGCGAAGGUGAACCCUAUCGAACAUCUUCCUCUGAGUCUCCUGAGAUCCGAUACAGUUCCACCCGCUCCCACCUUCUCCCAAUCCACCGUCGAUUUCCUCCCUCACUUCUGCGGCUACUCCUGGAUCGCUUACGCCGCCUCCUCUCUCCUCGUCGUCUCCCACUUCCCUUCCCCUCUCUCCCCUCACCAAACCCGCAUCGGCCCCCUUUUCCGCCAAUCCUUCCAGCUCUCCGCCCAUCCCGCCGCCUCCGUCGCCUGGUCCCCCCGCACUCCCUCCUCCGGCGACCUCGCCGCCGCCGCUGAUAACUGCAUCUGGAUUUUCCGCCACGCCUCCGCCACUGCUCAAGGUUCUUUUUGUUGGAGCCAGAAUGCAGUGCUUGUACAACAUACGGAAGUGGCAAACAUCAGAUGGACAGGAUCAGGAGAUGGAAUUAUUUCUGUUGGAAUGGAGGUGGUUUUCUGGAAAAGGAGUAACAAAUGUUGGGAAGUUGCUUGGAAGUUUAAAGCAGAUCAACCCCAAACUCUUGUUUGUGCAACUUGGUCUAUUGAGGGCCCUUCAGCAACUGCAGCACAUCAUAGUAAAGAACACAUUGAAGGGACCUUGACCAAUGAAGUAAGCAAAUUUGUGUUAUUAUGUCAAAGCAAUGGACUAUCUGAAUAUUCAAAAGUCAAACUACAUCAUCCUCUACCUGUUGUAAUGAUUCAAUGGAGACCAUCAAGGGUAAAGCUAUCAAACAGAUAUGGUAAGUCUUCAUUAAGGCAUGUAUUAUUGACGUGCUGCUUAGAUGGAACUGCAAGGUUAUGGAGUGAAAUUGAUAAUGGAAAGGCCAGGAGAGCUGGGAAAGACAACAAUGAUCAGAAGAACAUGGGAUGCUCUUAUUGUGUUGUUGCUGUUAUUGAGAUUAAUCAGUCCUUCAACGGAACUCUUGGUUCAGAUAUAUUUGUGACAUGGGGGACAGAAAUUGAGGGAAUAUUUAGAAAUGAUGAAAAGACCAAACAAGUUUUUCCCAAAGUAGGAUUGGAGCAUGAUGUUAGAAAUUGUGAUUGGCUAGUUGGCUUUGGUCCUGGAAUGUUACUUAGCUUUUGGGCUGUGCACUGUCUUGAUGAUGUUUCCCCACUGAGAUUCCCCCGAGUUACAUUAUGGAAGAGGCAUGAACUCCAGAACCAUGACAUAGCAAAUGCUUACAAGUUUAACUCCUCGGAUUUUAAAAAUGCCUUGUUUCUUCAUAAGGUCAUUAUAUUGAGAAAUUGCCUGUCUGGUCCACCGAUCAUAUGCUCUCCACUUCAGCUAUUACCAUGUAAUUCCUUAGUUUGGUCAUUUUUCCGUAUUCAAACAGUACAUGAUGCUGUGGAGAACUCCAUUAAUAAUGGUAACACAGAUAACAUCUCCUCCCAUUUGACUGGUGGAGUUUUAAACUUAGAUGGUCAUAGUGGGAAAAUCUUAAAGGUGUCAAUUCAUCCUUGUACAUGUGAAGUUCAAUUUGCUGCUUCUCUGGAUUCUAAUGGACUGCUUCUUUUUUGGUCACUUUCUAACAUUUCAAACUGCGUUUUGGGAUGUCCAACUUUGGUUCCUACUAUGGAACUAUGUGGAAAGCUUGCAACUCAAGACUCAUGCUCCUUGUACACAAGUUUGACAUGGGCACCAUCAGUACUUGAUGACAAACUGUUUUUUUUUAUGGGGCAUACCCGGGGUAUUGAUUGCUUCAUUGUCAACAUUUCUCGAACUGAAGAAGAAAAUAUAGAAUGUCACUACUUAUGCACUAUUCCUUUCAGUGGUCACGGUCCUUAUGAGGAUGGCCCUUUCGAUAUCUUUACAAUUCCUUUGAACUCCAAUUGUGAAAAUUUUUUUCGUAAUAAUAAACUUAUGCUAUUGGCAAUAUGGAUGGGCAACUUUCAGGCCCUAUCAUGGGAAGUUAACUUGCACUCAUUUGACAUGUCAACAAACAUUUGUGAAUGCAAUUUUGAUGUUAAAAGCAUUGAUGACUGUAGUGUUUGGGCUUUUGAAAGUACAUUUGCUAAUAAAAAAUAUUGCAUUACUGUAAAUCUAUGUUCAUGUGAGUAUCCAAGUUCCAAUGAUCUGGUUACUAGUUUCUCAGUGGCUGAUCCAGGCACUCUGAGCCAUAGACAACAAGAGUUUGGCUUUGCAAAUGAUCUUUGCAGUAGUUAUCCUGCAUAUAUCAUGGCCACAGGCUCCUCUGAUGGCAUCUUGAAACUCUGGAAAAGUAAACCUGGCAACUCAUUGACCCAGCACUUGCCGUGGGAGCUAGUUGGUUCCUUUGUUGCACAUGAUGGUCCCAUCAAGGGUAUAUGUUUCCCUGAUUGUGGUGAGAAGAUUGCUACAUUCUGCUACGAAAGCAAUUCAAAUGCUAUCAAUACCAUCCAUAUAUGGGAUGCUGUACCACUAAUUAGUGCAGGAACUUUUAUUUUGGAGGAUAAAAUAAAGCUUGAAAGUGAUGUUAUUGCUCUAAAGUGGUUAACUUUAGGAACUGGGGAGUUAUUGCUUGGAGUUUGUUUGCAAAAUGAAUUGCAAGUAUAUGCUCCUAAGUGUCAUGUUGGUACAACUUUGUCAAACUCUGUAAAUUUUCCAAAACUGAAUAUAUGGAUUCGCAUUGCAUAUGCUUUCACUUCCAUUCCAGUUUAUGAUUUCUUAUGGGGACCCAGAGCUUCAGCAGUGGUGAUUCAUGGAAAUUACUUUAGUGUAUUUAGUCAUUGGUUGUUCCAUGUGGAUAAAAAGCAAAGGAGUAAUUUUCAUCAUUGUGAUUCAGAGCCUAAUACCUAUAAUUGUGAGGAUGAAAUAUAUGAAGACAUAUUUUCUGCAGUUUUUACUGAACGUGACAUUGGUGCUCUCAGAGAACAGUCAAUUGGAGAUAGUCGCGCAGAUUGUGAUUCUGAGUGGUCCAUAAAAAAUAUUUUGAAGGACAAUAACCUUUCCAGUAGCUUGUUUCUGGCCAAGGAACAAUUAAAAUCUGAAUUUCUUACCAAGGUUGGUUUAUGGAGUAUCUUAGAAGUAGCUGAGAUAAUUAGUGGAUCAUUACCUACUUAUCACCCUGAUGUACUACUUACUAAUAUAAGUUCAGGAAACUGGAAACGUGCUUUUGUAGCUCUGAGGCAUCUUGUUGAAUGCCUGAAUUCCAAUUAUGAUCCUAAAAAGAUACACAUCUCCAAAAAAAUUGGUCUUCCAAAUAUUGCACUGUCAUAUUAUCUGGAAGGAUGUAUAUCAAAAGGUUCCCAAGGUAAGGGGUUCCAAUGGAGUGGGGAUGCUACUUCAAUGACAUCAAUUUCACAGGCUCAGAGUAGCUUGUUCCAGUUUCCAUAUCAUUCAGUUUCCAGUCCUGAAAAUGGAAACAUUUCCUCAACAGAAUCUGAGCUGAAUGGCUUUAUUGAAUCUCUUGAGAAAUUGCCUGAUUUACCACUUUUGAUCGACACAGAGAAGACUCAAAUUCUUGCAAUUAUAGAUCUGCUUAGUGAAGUUAGUGGUGCACAUUCAUCUUCUGCAUAUCAGAGUCUUGAUGAACCUGGGCGAAGGUUUUGGGUUGGACUAAGGUUUCAGCAACUGCUUUUUCUCCGCAAGUUUGCUAGAGCUGCGUCUUACGAAGAGUUGCUUGUUAACUCUAGGUUGUUUGUAUGGGCUUACCACUCUGAUUGCCUAGAUAAUUUGUUUGGUUCUGUCAUACCCAAUGAACCUUCAUGGCAAGAAAUGCGUGCUUUGGGUAUGGGCUUUUGGUAUGCUAAUAUACCUCAAUUGCGUGCAAGGAUGGAGAAAUUGGCAAGAGCUCAGUAUUUGAAGAACAAAAAUCCUAAGGAUUGUGCUUUGCUGUACAUUGCACUGAAUAGAAUUCAAGUUUUAGCUGGCCUUUUCAAAAUCAGUAAGGAUGAGAAGGAUAAGCCUUUAGUGGGCUUUCUUUCACGCAAUUUUCAGGAUGAUAAAAAUAAAGCUGCUGCUUUAAAAAAUGCUUAUGUCUUACUGGGAAAGCAUCAGCUGGAAUUAGCAAUUGCUUUCUUUUUGCUUGGAGGUGACCAUUCUUCUGCUAUAAAUAUUUGUGCUAAGAAUCUUGGGGAUGAACAGCUUGCCCUAGUCCUUUGUCGUCUUGUUGAGGGCCAUGGUGGACCACUGGAGCAUCAUUUAAUUACAAAGAACAUACUUCCAUCUGCAAUUGAGAAAGGAGACUACUGGCUAGCAAGCCUUUUGGAGUGGGAAAUGGGUAAUUACUAUGAAUCUUUUUAUAGAAUGCUAGAGUUUUCAGUAAACCCUGUGCCUUGGAAGUCCACUGUCAUGUCCAAAUAUUGUCCUUUUUUGGACCCUACCAUUGCUUUUUAUUGCCAAAUGUUAGCAACAAAGCAUAGCAUGCGGAAUGCUGUGGGGGAGCAAAAUUCUGCAAUCCUUUUGAGAUGGGCAACUUUGGUGGCAGUUACUGCCCUAAAAAGAUGUGGUAAUCCUCUUGAGGCAUUGGAGUACUUCUCAUCUUCAUUGAGUGUGCUCGGGACUGCAGAUCAAGAGAGUGAAUUAAGUGACAAUCAUGAUGUGCUGUCCAGCACUCUUAAGCCUUUGCCAAGAAAAUGCUCUAACUGGUUGUCUGCUGAUGUGUCUGCACAUCUGGAGUUCCAUAUUAAAUUGAAUUUGGCACUUUGCUACUUGUCAAAAUUGAUACGAGAGCAUCCAAGCUGGCCUGAUACAUUUGCAGAAUAUAAUGGAGAAGCUUUUGAUUCUGAUGACUACAUGGUGCGAUAUGAGAGAUCAGUUGAUAGUUUUAAACAAAAGUUACACACAGGACUUGCUCUAUUUGAACAGAGGUUUUUAUUGGCUCCACACUGUCUAAUCAAUAUGAUUUUUCUCUUACUUUGCCAUCAUGGAGCAUUGUACAUUGGAUAUGAUAUGAUAGAUGGAUGCACUCAAGGGGAACUGUCUCAAAAGAAGAGAAAUAUAUUUGAUGAUUUCAAUUUAUAUUACUCUCAGAUUAAGCCCCUCUUUAAGACUGCAGAAGAUGUUUCCUUUCUCUAUUCAAGAUUUUUUUGUGCCUGCAGUAUGGAAUAUUUUCAACGAAGUUCAUCUAUUUCAUUUAUUGAGAGAGAACCCAAGUUUUCAGAUGCUUUGCAGUCCCGCUUUGAAGGUGUUUUGAUUUCAUUGUCAUAUUUAAGAGCAGUUUUUAGGAUCCAGUUGAGUUCUAUUGGCAAAGAUCUUGUCAAAACACAUCUUGAUAUCUUGGAUUUUUACGAGUAUUAUUUACAUUUUUCAUUAGCUUGGCUUCAAAGAAACGCUGAAGCCCUUCUGUAUAUGGUGGAACCAUUUUUGGUUCCACAAUCUAAUGGCCGUAAUCCUUAUGACAUUGAUAUGGUGAAUCUGAUGAAGCUUAUCCCAAAAAUUGGAAAGUUGGCUCAAACUUCUUUCAUGCCAAAUAUACAUAACCUUCAAUUGUCCAAAUGUGCAGAAGAUAAACUAGUUGCAGAUAUAAAGCAUUCAAUUCCUGAUGAUGAAAGAUGGAAGAUUUUAGGGACCUGCUUGUGGCAGCAUAUGUCUAGAUUCAUGAUAUCUAAUUUGAAUCCUAUUCUUGCCAAACUUGGAGAUGGUAAUUUGUCUGGUCCUUUCCACAGAAAAUAUACUUAUGGAGAGUCUUAUCUAAUAAAUAUGGAUUCUGAAAGCAUCAGCUUGCAAGAGAAGAUUCGGUUAGUCUCAUUUAGCCUAUGUGAUCUACUGAUGACAACAGUUACUCACAUUUCUUCUUAUCAUGUUAAACAACAUGCAGAAUUUCUGUGGCAAAAAGUAGAGAAUGAUUUGAAUGUAAUUACUCUUGAAUGGUUAAAACAAAAAUCAGAAUUCAGUCAGAACCAAAACCUGGACAUUUUGGAAUUGGGGAACAGGAAAGAUAACUAUUCGGUUCAUCAAUUAUUAUGGGAUCACUGUGCGGAUCCCAAAUUGAUAUCUGAUUGCUUUGCACAGGAAAAACUCAAUUGGCCAAAUGAUUUGGAUCAUAUGCAUACUAAAGGAUGGAAUGACCUGUCUAGAAUUAUGACAGGACUGUAUAAAACUGAUGAUACAUGUGUUGGUGAAAGUAAACUUAGCACUAGAUCUUCUAAUCAUGAAGUUGGAACUCCUGUUAUAGGAAUGUCAAGUGGCCAUGCUUCUGCAAGAUCAAACCAGAAAGACAUAACUCAAACAAAUUUUGCAGUUUUCCAGAGUCCCAGAGAAAUGUACAAGAGAAAUGGAGAACUUUUGGAGGCAUUGUGUAUGAACUCUACUGAUCAACGGGAAGCUGCAGUUGCUAGCAACCGGAAGGGUAUAAUGUUCUUUCAUCUGGAAGAUGAGGUUCAUUUUAGUGGUAGAUCAGAUGAUCUUUUGUGGGCCAAGGCUGAUUGGCCUCAGAAUGGAUGGGCAGGUUCGGAAUCCACCCCUGCUCCAACAUGUGUUUCUCCUGGUGUUGGCCUUGGGAGCAAGAAAGGGGUACACCUUGGGCUGGGUGGAGCAACUGUUGGUGUGGACUCUUCAGCUUGGCCCAGCAAUGACUUGACAGGUGGUGGAGUAUUAGGAAUGCUAGGUUAUGCUGGCAUUGGUGCCUCUGGAUUAGGUUGGGAAAUUCAACAAGAUUUUGAAUAUUUUGUUGAUUCACCUGCCACUUUGGAGAACAUAAGUACCAGGGCUUUGUCUAGUCAUCCGAUGAGGCCGUUCUUCUUGGUUGGUUCUAGCAAUACACACAUUUACUUAUGGGAGUUCAACAAAAACAAAGCUACUGCUACGUAUGGAGUACUUCCUGCUGCCAAUGUCCCUCCACCUUAUGCCCUUGCAUCAAUUUCAGCUUUACAAUUUGACCACUUUGGACAUCGGUUUGCCAGUGCCGCAUUAGAUGGAACUGUCUGCACAUGGCAACUGGAGGUUGGAGGAAGGAGCAAUGUCCGUCCAACAGAAUCAUCUCUCUGCUUUAAUGGUCAUGCAUCGGAUGUCACAUAUUUUUCUUCAAGUGGAUCGAUAAUAGCUGUGGCUGGAUAUAGCUCUAGUGGUGUUAAUGUUGUCAUAUGGGACACUUUAGCUCCACCUACUACUUCUCGGGCUUCCAUUUUAUGUCAUGAAGGUGGUGCAAACACCGUAUCUGUUUUUGAUAAUCAUGUGGGAAGUGGUUCUGUAUCCCCCCUUAUUGUGACUGGUGGUAAAGGUGGUGAUGUUGGACUUCAUGACUUUCGCUAUAUAGCUACUGGAAAGGCUAAAAGGCACAGGCAUGCUGAUAAUAUUGGGCAAAGCUCUAUCUCAUCUUCGCCUCGUGGCAAGGACCAGAAUGUAGAUGGGAUGCUUUGGUACAUUCCAAAGGCUCACUCAGGGAGUGUCACAAAAGUAGUUACCAUCCCAAAUACCAGCUUGUUUUUAACUGGAAGCACAGAUGGAGAUGUCAAACUCUGGGAUGCCCAGAGCACAAAGUUAGUACAUCACUGGUCAAAGAUACAUGAAAAGCACACCUUUCUGCAGCCUAACUCUCGUGGAUUUGGUGGUGUUGUCCGGGCUGCUGUUACAGAUAUACAAGUUUUUUCCCAUGGUUUUCUCACAUGCGGUGGGGAUGGAACAGUAAAGCUGAUACGGCUGGACAAUCACCUGCGUGGCCAUGGAAUUGAGUUAUGAUACUUCUGAGAUCCUUUGUGUUGAUGAUGACAAACUCUACUAUGCCACGAAUGCUUCAUGACAGUGGUCAUCAUUGGUGAGAGGUUGUUAUCAUUUUCUGCAUUAUUGGCUUCUUCAACAACUUACAUGGGAAAUGUGAACAUUGCUGAAGCCACCAUCCAUUUUGAAAAGGAUUCUUCAUUGUUAUGUUCAGAUAUCCAAAAAAUCUGCAACAUGGGCUAGCCAUACGUCCCGGGAUAUAUACAUCUCAUGCUAGUGAACCUCAUUGCUUCUUUGAACAGAUUGCUUGGGUUCAUUUUGAUUCGAGUCAUUCUAUCAGCACGGACCAAAACUUUAGUCAGUGGCUGUCGGCAUGUAAGUGUUUUUAGUUAUGAAUACCUCUCGAGGCUAGCAAAUUUUUUAAGAGAAAACUAGUGUUUGUUCUUGGUGUAUAUUACCAAUUUGAAUUUGUUGAAGCAUGUGAGUAUAGUUUAUACAAAUACGAGGAAGGAGGUCAUGUUUUGGCUAUUUUUCUGUUAGAUCCUCUAGUGAGCUUGGUUUUGUUUACAUUUGUAGUCAUACGUUGCAGCUUGUAUAUAUAAAGAAAUUGUGUCAGUGAUGUUAAGAACUUGAGGAAAGUUAUAACUUUUGUGAGGCAUAAAGCUUUUUCUUUUCCUGUGCAACAGUAAUCAGAUGAGAAACAUACUACCAUGUGUC
Cajanus cajan (pigeon pea) is the source of this 8421-nucleotide messenger RNA. Its product is annotated as transducin family protein / WD-40 repeat family protein. Gene Ontology annotation, molecular function: protein binding. The record is from RefSeq and is a predicted model, not a curated record. Gene Ontology annotation, biological process: vacuolar acidification. Gene Ontology annotation, cellular component: RAVE complex. Lineage: Eukaryota; Viridiplantae; Streptophyta; Magnoliopsida; Fabales; Fabaceae.